Molecule: messenger RNA, 774 nt
Organism: Beta vulgaris subsp. vulgaris (sugar beet)
Lineage: Eukaryota; Viridiplantae; Streptophyta; Magnoliopsida; Caryophyllales; Amaranthaceae
Product: glutathione S-transferase T2-like
Exons: 1
Coding region: 1-774 (257 amino acids)
Source: RefSeq, a predicted model, not a curated record
AUGUGGGCAGAAAGAGCUGAAGGGAUGAGAGAAACUGAUCUAUUAAAAGAAAGGGAAUUAGAUCCUCUAAGAAGUCGUUGGAAACGAAUAAAUGCUAGUGUAUCGAAAUUUGUUGGUGCAUUUGCUCAAGCAGAGUCAAGGAGAAAAAGUGGUGAAUGCGAUGAUGAUGUUAUGAAGACAGCUUAUGCUAUUUACAAGAGUGACAACAAGCCUCACCAUAGGGAUUUUAAUGACCGACAUUGUUGGGAAAUUCUUAAGAGUUGUGAUGUAUGGAAGCCUUAUGGGGAUAUUGUUAACAAGUGCAAGAAGAAGGCAACAACUCAAGAAAGUGGUUCAAAGAGGUGGAGGAUUAAUGAAACAGGAAAUUACUCCACUUCAACUGACCCAAAUACACCAACUAGUGGUGAUAUAGGGUGUUCUGUCCAAACACCAAGCGAUGGGUCCACAAAAAAUAAGGGAAAGGGAAAAGUUGUGAACAUGCCAUCAGAAGCAUUCCAACAAUGGGUGGAUAAUAUUGAGAAAAUAAAUUUAUCAAAAAAUUUAGAAACUGAAAUGGAACUAACUAGGCUGAAGUAUGAAAGAGAAUCACAAAUUGAGAGGUUGAAAUUCGAAAGGGAAGCUCAAAAUGAGAGGGUGUUGUUGGAAAAUAGGAAAGUUUCUAUGAAACAAAGGAAGAUCAAUUUGGAAUUAUUCAAAGUGCUUGCAUCAAAGGACUACUUAACUGAAGAAGAGGAAAAUUUAAAGAGUCAUUUAGUGAAAGUUUUAUUUCCAUGA